Messenger RNA from Notechis scutatus (mainland tiger snake), 830 nucleotides. The record is from RefSeq and is a predicted model, not a curated record. NCBI's taxonomy places the organism in Eukaryota, Metazoa, Chordata, Lepidosauria, Squamata, Elapidae.
GAAGAUUUUCAAGAACGACAUGUUGCUGGCCUUCAUCAGCAGCUCCUGCAUUGCGGUGUUGGUCUACCUCCUGGCAUCGUGUUCAGUCUUCCUGUCGUUUUUUGGCAUUGCUAGCAUUGGGAUCAGCUGCCUGGUGGCCCUUUUCCUGUACCACAUUGUCUUCGGAAUCCAGUACCUGGGCAUCUUGAAUGGAGUGGCGGCCUUUGUCAUCGUGGGCAUCGGGGUGGACGAUGUCUUUGUCUUCAUCAACACCUACCGGCAGGCCACCCACCUGAAAGACCUCAACCUCAGGAUGAUCUACACCAUCCAGACGGCUGGCAAGGCCACCUUCUUCACCUCCUUAACCACAGCUGCGGCGUAUGCCGCCAACAUCUUUUCCCAGAUCCCAGCUGUCCAUGACUUUGGUCUCUUCAUGUCCUUGAUCGUCUCCUGCUGUUGGGUUGGAGUCCUCUUCACCAUGCCAGCUGCCCUGGGGAUUUGGUCUCUCUACUGGUCCUCGCUGGAAAACACCUGCCAGGCCAGGUGCAGUAAAAAAUGCACAAAGGAAAGUGCUUUGCAAAGCUCGGACGGCCUGUUUGUCUCCUUGGCAGUGGCUGGCAGGUCAGGCCUGGGCACUCUGCCUUACCUGGAUGAUGACAUCCCCCUGCUGAAUGUGGAGGAGGAGCCAGUCGCUCUAGAAAUGGGGGAUGUCCCCCUGCUAUCUGUGUUGCCUGAAAACCACCAUCUCACUACCAACAACGACAGCCCAGGACACCUGAUCACUCACCUGCAGAAGCUCCUCCAGUGCUGGGCGCUGUGGUCGGCAGUCAAAAACAAGUGGGUGAUUGUUG